AGGGUUUUUGUUGGGCUCAGAAUGUACUGUUCGUUCCCAUACCGCCCACCAGGCUGCUCCAGAUGUGAAACGUGAUGUCAGUCACUCCUAGAGGAAACACUGAACUGCGGGACUGUACAAGAUGUCUGCUGUGCUCUACUCCGUGAGUGGUAAUAAUGCAAGUCUUCAGGGCACCACAGUGGGGGGUACUAAACCUUUGCACCGCUUCAUUAAGGGACAACCUAAGAUUAUUGGGGUCAUAGUGCUGAUCAUAGGUUCCUCGUUGUUCAUCAUUUCUGUCUCGGGGGUGAACCCCAUGACAGACCUCUUUUUGUCAGAGGUCUCAUCUAGCAUCCUGCUUGGUUUACUGUUUAUAAUGUGUGGGAUUCUGUAUAUUUUGACCGAACACCACCCAAGCAAGAAAACGGUAACCAUAUCAUUGGCUCUAAGUAUUGUGACCAUACUUUGGUCCGGUUGGACUAUCCUGUGCAUUAUGCCUAUGAUGAUAAACCACCUUCACGACAGAUAUGAAUACUUUGAAGAUAAUACCACAGGGAAUGAGGACCAUGCAUGGCACACCUAUCAUGAGGCCAUGAUAGUGUCCAUGGAAGUGGUCUUCAUGCUCUACUGUUUUGCGGGAGCAAUUAUUUUCAUUGUCAUGUCAAUCAUGGCUGGAAUUGCUCUACGUUCAACGAAAAGCCAGGCAAUGGUAGUGAUGACCGCUGCACCAACUGAAACACAAGAUGAACAACAAGCUGAAGAGGAGGGUCUAAAUUGUGAGAAAAUGGAUGAAUAGUAGUAAUAAUAAGCAUUCAUGAAGUAUGUGCUUCCUCAGUAAGGCACAGUGGGAUCAUUUUUUCUCAAGUAUUACCACUUUUCACUGUUCCUCACUGUUUAAACAUUACCACCACCAGUACCACUCUGUAGGUAAUAAUGCUGUUCUCACCAAUUGUCUGCACAAUAUGUUUACACUGCUGCAUCACAGGACAAAGGUCUGGGUGAAACCAACACUGUUUUCUGUUAUUGAAAUACAAAGCCAAAUUUAUCAGAAAUAGUAAACCAAGGCAACUUCAGGCUUAAACUGUGAUGAGCAUUUCACUUGUUGAUUGGGAACCUUAUAGAAUCCAUUGUAAAAGACACAUUAAAACAAUCUAGAAGAAAUAUUUUUGGGUUGAUGGGCUGUUAGCCUGCCACCAUCACUAUUUACUUAAUUUUUUUUCAAAAGGAGUGCUCUCCAAAUGGCCUUUGACCAGCCUGGUUUCUAGACCCCUGUGUCAGUCCCCAUACUUAACUUUUCAGCACUUGAAAUAUGGUACUGAAAAAACUGUAGUGCAGUCUGAUCAUGUUUUACCACUUAUAUUUUGGAAAAGUAUUGUAGUACGCAUCAGGAUUUAAUUAUGACCAAUGCACUGACAAAAGUGCAGAGUAAAUGUUUGUUUAUGACCAUUAAUUAUUAACCAUUAAAGACUUACUAACAUGUAUAACUCUAAGAGUUACACACGUGUGCUUAUUUGAGUAUUUAUUAACUAUUAAAUAUAGACUUACAAUAUUACCUAUAGGAUACAUAGUCAUUUUUAAUAUAAAAACUUUAUUAGGAGAGUUGUUUCCAGUAAGAGAACAUCUGUUACAUGUUAUAUCUGUAAUGUGCUGUUGACAAGUUCAACCAUAAACAGUUCAACUCUGUUAAAUGUUCUCUCUGUUUUUAAUGAAGUGUUGAAUAAAGAACACAGUGGUU
Messenger RNA from Notolabrus celidotus (New Zealand spotty), 1714 nucleotides. RefSeq lists its product as uncharacterized. The coding region runs from base 122 to 775 and encodes 217 amino acids. NCBI's taxonomy places the organism in Eukaryota, Metazoa, Chordata, Actinopteri, Labriformes, Labridae. The transcript is spliced from 7 exons. The record is from RefSeq and is a predicted model, not a curated record.